This is a messenger RNA of Rana temporaria (common frog), 1039 nucleotides long. RefSeq names its product olfactory receptor 1019-like. Lineage: Eukaryota; Metazoa; Chordata; Amphibia; Anura; Ranidae. Gene Ontology annotation, cellular component: membrane. The record is from RefSeq and is a predicted model, not a curated record. Bases 92 to 1039 code for a protein of 315 amino acids. Gene Ontology annotation, biological process: G protein-coupled receptor signaling pathway. Gene Ontology annotation, molecular function: olfactory receptor activity; G protein-coupled receptor activity. The transcript has a single exon.
AGUUCUUAAAAAUGCAGAAUAUAAUUGGUAUUUCAUCAGCUUUAAUCAAUAUAAUGCAUCAAUAUUUUCAGCAGUGUGAAGAAUACUGUGUAUGUUUUAUUAUAUGGAUCCAAAUAACAAGACUACGGUUCCCUAUUUUAUUAUCAAUGGGAUUUCAAAUGUCCCCAAAUUGCAACUUCCAAUAUUCCUCCUGGUUCUUCUCAUUUAUCUUCUGACUCUCAGUGGAAACCUGGUCAUUCUUCUACUGGUUUGCCUGGACGCCAAUUUCCAUACUCCCAUGUACUUCUUCUUGGCCAACCUCUCCGUCUUGGAUAUGUCCUCCUCCACCACCACUCUGCAUAAGGUUCUUGUAGCUUUUUUAACACAAGACAAGACAGUCUCUUUCCUGGGUUGCAUAGCACAGUUCUACGUGUUCUCCUCCUUGGCCUGUAAUGAGCUAUUGAUAUUGACAGCCAUGAGUUAUGACCGCUAUGUCGCCAUCUGCAAUCCCUUGCAUUACUCCAUCCUCAUGAACCCAAGAGUUUGCACCCUCUUGGCCACAGUCUGUUGGGUUGUGUCUUUUUUAGAGGUGGUACCCUAUCUUGCACUACUUUUGGAAGUCUCAUGUUAUAAAUCCAACAUUAUAAAUCACUUUUUUUGUGAUCUUGUUCCUCUUCUCAGUCUCUCUUGCAGUGACACCUCUGCCUUGGAGAUGUUGAGCUUCGUUGAGGGACUAUUGCUUUUAAGCCUUACACCCUUUGUCCUCACCUUCACUCCUUAUGUUUUCAUUAUUGCUGCAAUAGUAAGGAUCCGUACAAGUGGUGGGAGAUAUAAAGCAUUCUACACUUGUUCCUCACACCUCACUGUCGUUGUCCUUCUAUAUGGAACCUUGGUGUGUCAGUAUCUCAAUCCAACCAGAGAGGACAGUUUAGAGUCCAAUAAAUGGUUUUCACUCUUUAACACAGCUGCCGUUCCCUUGCUGAACCCUCUGAUAUACAGCCUGAACAACAAAGAUGUGAAAGUGGCAUUAAGAAGGACACUACAUGUAAUAAAGUAUUAA